Molecule: messenger RNA, 3105 nt
Organism: Paraglomus brasilianum
Lineage: Eukaryota; Fungi; Glomeromycota; Glomeromycetes; Paraglomerales; Paraglomeraceae
Source: the annotation of a GenBank genome assembly
AUGUUAAAAUUCACAAGUAAAAGUUAUCUCCACCGCCCAGACUUACUGAUUAUCCGACAAUUGCCUAUUCGAUAUGUUUUUCAUAGAUCGCUGUCGAAUGUUGUAAAAAAUAAUAAUAACCAAAAGUCUGAUCCACCCCCCAGAAAGAGACCGAAUGAAAAAACCAUUUUACAAAGGUUAAUUAAAGAUACUCCAAAAAACAAGCAAAUUUUAGCUAAAAAUCUCGACAAGGCUGUACCCAAGAUAAAGACUCCAGACACGCAAAAAUCAAAUUCGGUCAAGAAAAAAACACCGAAUGAAAAAACCAAGGCAACAGGGUUCAUUCAAGCGAAUAAAAAGCAAAAGCCGAUUCCCGCCAAAACUAAGAACGCUCGCAAACCAACAACCAUUGACAGCACGGGUAUACAAAAAUCCAAACCAGAGGUGAAAAAAGCGGAUGUAAAACCUGCGGUAAAACGGCAAAUUAGUGAACCAGAGAACAAAACAAAUUCCGCUGACAGUCUUGCUCAAGAUGCCGUACCGGAUGCUCAAAAGCUCAAAACUAAGACAAAAAAAGUAAAUGAAAAAACCGCGGUAAAAUGGUUAAUUAAUGAGCCAGGGGACAAACCAAGUUCUCCUAGCAAUCUUGUUCAGGAUACUCUCAAAUUAACUGUUGUUGACAUUUCGGAAAUAGAAAGCGGACCAGCGGAAUUUGAACUCGCCUCAUCCGAAUUACAUACAGACGUUGUACCGUUAAAAGUUGGAGAUUUAGUAGAAUUUCGAAGAAGCGGGAAGUCUUUUAUUGGCAUACUCUAUAAACUAAGAGGAGAUGAAGGCAUUGAUAAAACUUGCACCCUAUUACCGUCUGGAACAACAAUGCCUCAUCGUGACUCGGAUAUUUCGUUCCAUAUUCCCGGCUUUGCUUAUUUACCUCGGGCGGACAAGCCAGCACUAGCAGAAGGUUCACCCAUCCUUAUCAGUCAUGCAAGACUUGCAGGAGAUUUGGAAAAGGCUGCAAUGUCAUUGAUGCAAUACAAACACCUUGAAUUCAAAAAAGCAUAUUCUCAUUUCAUUCAAACAUCUGGGACCACACCAGUGUCUACCAAAGCGAUGGCUAGUCACGUGUUUAAAGAAAAUGAACCACAAUCUGCUCAAUUACUUGCCGCACAUUUAUAUAUGAUGAAGUAUUAUAUUUAUUUUAUAGUCGCGGAUCCAAGCAGACAUAGAUCAUCUGGUUACUUUAAAUUACGUCCGGUCAGCAUUGUAAACGAUCUUGAGACAGCCAUACAAUGGACUCGAAAUAGGUUAUUUAUUAAAAUGUUGAAACAAUGCACGUUGGAAGAAAAAGGCUGGCAGGAUUUAUCAUUGGAUGUAUCGGCGUCAGCAAUACUAAAACCAUUGAAAUUGUAUAAAGGAAUAAUAGACAAAGACUGUGUCGUAACAUUUCUCAGAGACAUUGGUGUAUGGACACCUUGGGAGAAUCUAGCUGUCUACAAUCCUGUGCUGAAAUUACAAGGUCAUGGCGUCUCAAAAGAUGCUGACGCAGAACACGAACAAUCUAUACAACUCGCACAGAAAUUGCUUAACCUUCCGUCGUUUGAAUAUAGCGGAAAAAAUACUUCUUCGAAAGACAAGGCUUCUCUGUUAAUCAAGACUACACCGACUCUUGGAGAGGAGGAAUUUUAUCCGUACGAUAUUUGUAAUGACAUCCGUCAUGAUUUUGGUAACCUGCCAGUGUAUACGAUUGACGAUCCAACAGCACACGAGAUCGAUGAUGGAGUAUCUAUAGAACGCGUUAUGGACAAUGGUUCGGGUUCUGCAAGCACGUGGGUAUAUAUUCAUGUUGCAGACCCAUCGGCAUAUAUUCAUCCAGCACACAAGCUUGCUCGCUUGGCUAAAUCACGUGUUCAGACAGUUUAUUUUCCAGAAAAAAAUUAUGGAAUGUUGCCGGAGAGAUUGAAUGAGGAGCGAUUUAGUUUAGGGGCCGAAACAAAAGAUGGUGGACAUAAUGUGAUGAGUUUUGGCGUUCAAAUAGAUGACAAUGGUAAUAUAAUGAACUACAAGGUACAACCGGGUAUCGUUAGACAAGUUAGAACAUUGUAUUAUGACGACGUGGAUUCCAUUCUGUCGUGGGACUGUAUACCUGGUGGAAAAGAAGAAGCCAAAUUGAUAUGCAGUAUUUGUCAUUAUUAUCCGAACCCAGUAGCUUCGACGAAAAAGUUAGAGGGCUCUGUUCCUGCUUGGACUCACAAGGAUCUUCUAGAUCUACAACAGGUUGCAAAAUUACAUAUGCAAUAUCGAUUUAGAAAUGGAAGUUUCAGCUACAACGAGCCUUCCGCAGAAGUAGCGCUAGCACCACGCCCAUUACCAUCAAAUCCCAGUAUAAUAGAACAACCAAUCUUCUAUUCAGGUAUUCCCGACAUUCAAGUAACAGUUGAUCGUAGCAAUCACUCCCCAGCGCGUUCAAUGGUGGCCGAACUUAUGAUAAUGGCAGGACGAGCCGCGGCACUCUUCUGUCACGAACGCAAUAUUCCCAUGACUUAUAGGACUCAAGUUGGAUCACAAUCAACUUUAUACGAAAGCAUCUUAUCGAACGUCGAUCCUAUAACAGGAGUCUUGCCUAUAAAAGAAAUAGCAAAAAUACGACCUUUAAUGGGAAGCGUACAAAUAACAACGGAAGCUGGUCCUCAUUUGAAUAUGGGAAUAAAAGAUGGCUACUGCAAAGUCACAUCACCGUUACGGCGUUAUGUUGAUAUGCUAGCUCACUGGCAGAUAAAGGCUCAUCUUCUUGGACAGACGCCUCCAUUUUCGACAGAAGAUCUCAACAACCUAGUGCCAUCUAUAAGAUCACGCGAACGGACUAUCAGAGCGGUCAGCUUAAGAGCAACCAAGUAUUGGGCAUUAUUUUUGGUUCAGCGUUUGCUACAGCAGGAAAAAUCAUUGGAAUUUACAGCAGUCGUGUCGGAAGAUAUCGAUAAAGAUACAAAGAUCGUUUAUGUAAAAGAAUUCGGUGUUAAUGCAAAACUUAUCGAGGGAGAUAAGUUGAUGAUUGGCGACAGCGUUAAAGUGCGACCAAUUCUUAUACGGCCUCAUCAAUGGAGUUGGGUAGUUGUACCGAUCAAGUGA